AAUCAAUGAUUAGGAAAUCUUUAUCAUUAGAUACUACUAGUACACAAAAUAUGAAUGCAAAUUUAUUGAAUUUAAAUGCUACAACAGUGAUUUCAUCGAAUUCACCUUCAUUCAGUUCAACAUCUAGAGGUGCCAAUUUUUAUCAUUAUUAUCAAUAUCAUCGUCCAGAGGAUUUAUCUCGAUUUUUAAAAGAAGUUGGUCCUAAUGUACAAGUACAACUUUCUUGUUCAAUCCCUACAAUUGAUAAUCAUCAGUUAAGUAAUGCACAUAAAACCCCUCAUGUUUACCCUACAUUGCAUCAUAGAAGUACAGUGAAAAUGCAAAAACCACCUGCUAGGCAUCAAAUGUUAGCUAAAACAACAACAAUUACUCCUACUUCACCAUUGUCAACUACAGCAAUUUUUCAUAAUUCCCAGACCGCUGUGCUACAAUCAGGUAGUAUUGGUUCGUUGCCAUCAUCAUCAUCGUCGUCCUCCCAUAAAACUUCAACAGCUUUACCAGUUUAUUCUUCUCAUUCAUCUACAGUGAGUAACUUAUCAUCUAUAAACAAUCCAAAGAAAAUUUCAAGGGAAGAAUCAAUUCUACUUAACCAAAAACAUUUUCCAUUUGUGAAUAAUAAUAAUAAUAAUAAUAACAAUAGUUUAUCACCAAUCAGUGUAUCAGCGAAUACUUCCCCAAGUUCCAGUACUACAUCUGGUUACCUUAAGUCACCACCGCCACCACCGCCGCUGUCUGCAUGUCAACAAUCGAUAGAAUCAGCGUAUUCCACAUCAUCAUCUUCAUCGGACACUUUAGUUAAUCAUUAUUAUGAAAUAAAUUCAACGAGUGGAUCAUUCGAUUGUUGUUUCAAUACUUAUUCAAGUUAUCCAACUUUUCACAGAAAUCUAUCAACAAUGUCUAAUUCAUCAACAAUAUCUUAUAAUUUUAAUCAUACAUCUCAGGAUACUCCUGUUACUACAAUUAUUGAUCCUCAUUUAGAAUCGAUGUUACAGUCAAAUUAUAAACAUCAGUAUCAACAACAAAAUGAAGAGAAUUUAUUACCAGAUGAUCUAAUCAAUGAUGUAUUCGAUCUUGAGAUUAUGAUUGCAGCUAAGCAACAACGAGAAUAUCAUCAUAAUUCAACAACAAAUGAAUUGCAGUGUUUAACUGUGGAUGCAUCACCAGUCCCUAUCAAACAACAACCUCAAUUGACUUUAUUGAAUAAUAGUAAUGUUAUACUAUCCACAUCAUUAUCGCCAAGGUUGUCGUCCCCUUCAAUAUUGAAUGCUACAAACCAAUGUUUGACUACUACUACUUCUACUUCUGGUGCUGCAGUUAUUGUCAUUGUUACAAGAUAGUGUCAUCAGUAUGUUGUUUGGUGUUUUUUAUUUGAGAAAGAAAUAAACACCAACAACGAUAGUUAUAAGAACAAUUGUGCAUGCACACACAUAUUUUUAUUUAUUUUCUUUUAUCGAAUUGAAUAUUAGAACCUCUACAUUUGAAAAUAUAAACAUUAUACAUAAUUGUCAUAUUAAUUAAUUAUUUUUUUAUUUGUAUACACCCUCACUCCCUCCUAAAUCAUAUUCCCUCUCAUUUAUAUUAUAUUCAAUAGCUGUAAGAGAACUAAUCAUUUUUAUAUUACUUCUAAUUAUUAUUUUUCAUACUCAACAUUCUUCUUCUUUGUAUUAAAAGUCGUUAUGGAAUAGUGUGGGAAAGCAAUAUAUCAAGUUACGCAUCGUGUACACUUUAUUUUAUUCUUUGUUUUUUGACAUCUAUCUUUAUUGUACUUGUCCACAUCAACAACCAUGCUUGUUCAUCUAGCAGGCUUCUGUUUGUUACUUCUCCUUUGGUGUUUUUCUGUUUCCCAAUAAGAUAUUACAGAAUCGUUCUGGUGAGGUUUUUCUAUUAAUUGCGUAAUAUCGGUUGUAUUCAGGUGCAUUGAUUGUCUUGACAAUUAAAAUAUAAUAUUUGGAUAGAGACGAUUCGUAAUAUGAAUACUACUGCUACUACUAUUACUAAAGAGAAUGAUCAAUGUAAUUAUAUUUUCACACUUACGUACAUUAAAUGUGUAUACAUAUUUUGUGUUCCUGUAUUUUAAAUGGCAUCGGUUGCGUGUGUGUCUGUGUGUAUAUCAGCUAAUACUUUGUCAAUUGCUUCUUUGUCAGUGAAAUCAAGUUGCCUUAGUUAUUAUCUUUUCAACUUUUUCUAUUCUGCAAUGUACACACAUUUAUUAAGUAGUAUACAAAUUGUACACCCACUUUCUCACACAUACACACAAAUAUUCAGGACAUAUUUUAUUAUUAUUACUCAGUAUAUUUACUAUUGCUGUUAUACAUAAACAAGUGUUUUGAUAACAAGAUUUUUUUGUGUGUUUAUAGUACAUUACAAAACUGCAUAGAUUGUUUGCUUCUAUUGUCCAGGUGAUAGCGAUAUUUUGCUCCCUUUCCAGCUGCUUCGCUAGUUGGUUGAUCUCAUUCAUUGUUCUAGUAAAUAAAUAAAUAAACACACCACAUAUAACCAGGUCUUAUUUAUCUUCUCUCUUUUUUCAAAAAAUUUUUUUUUCUUUAUCCCGUCAUCUAUAGUGUUACGACCCAGUUUGGGCACCAAAUUUGUGUAAACAUCUUGUGUUUGUGUCUUUAUUCUGAAUUUUAUAAACUCAAUCUUGUAAUUACAAUAUAUUUGGUCUAAUACACAAAAAUACCACUGUUCAAGGCUAAAACUCACACUCUUCUCUUUCAUUAAUUCAAUAGUUUUGUGUUUUUUUGUUUCAGUUAGGAAUAUUCAAAUGCUUUGUUGUCUUAAUUCAUUCAUUUUCUUUUCUUUUUUCUCUCCACUGGUUGUUUCUAUCUACUAAUCUCGUCUUUGUUUCUGUCUCUUACAAUAAAUCCUAUGUAUUUUUUAUGUGUCUGUUUAUCUUUCGUUGUUUACUCUUCUUUGUCACUUUGUUGAUUUCUGCCAAAAAUUCUUUGACUGGCGUUUUUUUUUUAAAUCCUUAAUUUUUUUUU
Molecule: messenger RNA, 2984 nt
Organism: Schistosoma intercalatum
Lineage: Eukaryota; Metazoa; Platyhelminthes; Trematoda; Strigeidida; Schistosomatidae
Source: the annotation of a GenBank genome assembly